GCAUUUUCGUAACGCCCCUUACUAUGAUUUCUAGUGACGACGACAUGAAAAGCGAGUUGUACCAGCAGUAUUCUCAGGAGAAUACCAGUUCAUCCUCUUCGCACAACACACCUCUUCCAAUAGCUUUUCACGGAAAAGACCAAGACAACCACAGUAGACGUGGACUGAGAAAUUCAUUGGGCAAAAGUCUUGAGACCAUACGUCGAAGCCUAACUGGGCAGUCGGUGUUCUCCAACGUAUCUCAGUUUUCCGUCAAAGAAAUAUAUGGAGAUUUGAACAGUACUGAGAUUGAGAGGGAAAGAGCCAGAACCAAGAAGGAUGUUCUCAGUGAGAUCCAGCAGAACUUGGAUAACGAUGUGGAACCGUUUGUGUUACCAGAGAGUGGGUUACCCAUUGAAAAGGACGGCGAAGAGUAUGGUCUCAUAGAUCCAGAGUUAAUAACAUGGGAAGGGUAUGGAGACCCAGAUGAUCCUCGUAACUGGUCAGUGACGAAGAAAGUAUACCUUUUAGGGUUUGUGUCAGUCUAUGCGUUGGUGAGUCCUAUGUCAUCGUCGAUAUUGACACCAGCCAUGUCAGAUAUAUCCAAGGAAUUUCAUAUCACCGAUCCAGUCAUCACUUCGAUGGUGGCAUCCAUUCAGAUUUUGGCUUGGGCAGUGGGCCCUAUAUUGAUUGCUCCAUUGAGCGAAUUUGAUUAUAUCGGAAGAAAACCAGUACUAGAUAUGUCGAUCUUAAUGUCGUUUUUCUUCAACUUGGGAUGCAGCUUCAGUAAGAACACGGCACAAAUGAUGGUGUUCAGGUUUGUGGGUGGACUAUUUGGGUCUUCACCAUUAAAUGUGGGAGCUGGAGUCAUAUCAGACAUGUUUGAUGCCAAAUCUAGGAACGUGGCUUUGGCUGGAUUUACUUUAGCUCCAUUAUUGGGACCAGUCAUAGCACCUAUGAUAGCUGGGUUUAUAGUUGACAACUUGCAGUGGAGGUGGGUGUUUUACGUGUUGACAAUUUUCAACGGAGUUGUGGCAGUGUUGGGCAUGAUAUUCUUUAAAGAAACAUACUCUCCCAAGUUGUUGAAAGAUAAGGCCAAAGCCUUGAGAAAGUCUACUGGAAAUACCAACUUGCACACUAUCUACGAAAUCACCAACCAGAAGUUCAGCACCAGGAUGAUACUGACGAUGACCAGACCCAUCAAGUUAUUAUUCAUGCAUCCCAUGGUGAUAGGAUUGGGGUCAUUUUUGGCAUUUGUCUAUGGGUUCAUGUACUUGUUGAUCAUAACCUUCCCCACCAUGUUUGCUGAAAAUUACGGCUUCAGUAAGAGUGUUAUUGGGUUGAUGUAUAUCCCUAUGGGAGUGGGAUUCACUGUUGGAAUAGCCUUUUGGACCGUCGUCAUUGGCAAAACAUACGAGAGAUUAGAAGAAAGAAACAAUGGUGUAGCCAAGCCCGAGUUCCGAUUACCGUGCUUGUUUAUUGUGGGGAUUAUAAUCCCCAUUGGAUUGGUGUGGUACGGGUGGAGUGCUGAGAAGAAAUUGCACUGGAUCAUGCCUGGUAUUGGGUCUGGGAUCUUUGCAUUUGGGUUCAUUUGUGCCUUCCAGUGUUGCCAGAACUACUUGAUAGAUAUGAAUCCCAGAUUUGCUGCUUCUUCUGUUGCAGCAGCAGCGUUGUUCCGGUCAUUGUUUGGUUUCACAUUCCCCUUGUUUGCAAACAAGAUGUAUCGUGCUAUGAACUAUGGGUGGGGGAACACCAUGUGUGCGUUCAUAGCAUUUUUACUUGGUGUUCCUUUUCCAAUAUACUGCUAUUUCCAUGGAGAGGAGAUGAGAUGUCGGUUCAAUGAGAAGUUUGAUAACGAGCAGAAGGAGCAGGAUAAACAUGCGCUUAAAGCGUUAGCAUAGGUAUAAUAUAAUUAUAACAUAACAGGUUGUUGCACUAAUAGCUCACUUUUU
This is a messenger RNA of Yamadazyma tenuis ATCC 10573, 1931 nucleotides long. The record is from RefSeq and is a predicted model, not a curated record. Lineage: Eukaryota; Fungi; Ascomycota; Pichiomycetes; Serinales; Debaryomycetaceae.